Arabidopsis arenosa is the source of this 1274-nucleotide messenger RNA. Lineage: Eukaryota; Viridiplantae; Streptophyta; Magnoliopsida; Brassicales; Brassicaceae. The record is from the annotation of a GenBank genome assembly.
CUCCCCCUGGCUUCUCCUUCAAGCUAUACUCUCAUUCUCUCUCCUCCGACCAAAGUCUUCUGUUCCUCCGCUUCUCCUUCUCCUACCGGUGCUUCUUUUGUGUUGUACAGCAGAUGUCUGUUGAUAUCUGCAAGAAGAAUCCAUCGUUUCUUUGGUGUGACUGUGGUUAUAUGAGCAAACGAAGACUUGAAGACAAAGUACUGGCCCAAAAGAAUGUUCCUCAGGAUACUUAUGUGCUUUGCGUUCUGUUUAAGAAAAAUGGACUUGGACCAAGACAUGGAUCUCAAUAUGGUGCUCCAUUUAAAGAAGAGGAUUGGAGUGAUAAGGAAGAAGAAUAUACUCAGAAUCAUCUUGUAGCUGUUCCUUCUGCAGAAAACGCCAAUCCUGGUCCUAGCAAAGAAACCAGUCUAGCUGCUACGGCCUCACAAUCGCACGCUCCUAAGGAUUGUUUCACAGGAGUGAUCUCAGAAUCUUGCGUCUCUGAUGUACCGCCACUAACUGCCACAGUGCUUCCACCUCUAACAAGUGAUGUUGUAGCUUACAAUCCCAUGUCUUCUUCACCUUUCCCUGAGGUUCCUCAGGUAUCUCUCGAUGAUGAAGAGUUAAAUUCGAUGCUCGAUCUCUUUUCUGUUGACAAUGACGACUGUUUACUUUUCGACGAUUUCGACUACCAAAAUGAGGUAAGACAUGAGCCUGAUGUUUUUGUAAACGAGGAAGCUCCAGUUUUCUUAGGAGAUGGCAAUUUCAGUGGAAUGUUUGACCUGAGCAACGACCUGGUCGUAGAGCUACAGGAUCUGAUACAGCCAGCCACACCUCCUCCUCCUCCUCCUCCUGCUCAAGCCAGUAAUCCUGAUGACUCAAGAAGCAACGGUCAGACUUAGGACCAUUAAAAAGUAUUAUGUGCUGAUUGAUGAUCUUUCUUGCAUUGAUGCUUCAUGGAAACAGAGACCAAACAUGUGAAGCUUUAGCUAGAAUGUUUUCUUCUGGUGCCAUCUCUUUCUACACGAAAGAAGAGACAAAACCAUGAAUCAGUAAACGUCCAGCUGUGGUGGAGCCAGCUUUCUAUGUUAUGUUUCUGCAACUUUGUCUGUAGUCUUAGAUUUCAUCAUCAUUUAUGUGGCAAGAACCUUCUCUUUAACUUGUGUAAUUCCAUGAAUUCUUAUUUAUUAGCUUAGCUUCCAUGAUAAUGCCAACAUUUGUUUGAACUUUUAAACUCAAUGCCACAAUUACUCGAGUUUGCAAUAUAUAAUGGGAAGUAAAUAUGUAAAAUUGCA